AUGAGAAAAGUCUAUGAGCAAAAAGGACCUCAGCUCAAUGAGAUGUAUAUUAUAAUGCGAAAUACUGUUGGAGGACCACCAUUCUGUGAAUGUCCCCAUUGCCCUAAGCCUGCACCACCUCCGCCGACACCAGCUCCGGGACCACCACCUCCAAGGGUUAUGAUUGAUGAAUGGAUGGAUCUGCGUGCAGGCGAUCCGUGGCCGGACAGAAUUCUCGUGAAAGCCCUUGAUAAGACACUGGACACAAUCCCUGGAGAAAACCCAGACCAGUAUGUUGCUCUGUGGUACCAGGCUGGAGAACCUGUCAUGGGACGUAUUUGGAACGAGGGUGGCAAGGUGGCUGCUAACUUCUGCUGGAACAAGAACGAGUACAAAGGGAACGUCGGUUCCAUCCAAGUGCUCGUCCACCUUUCUGAGCAUGUCAGAGGUUUCGACUACCAGUGGCUACCAUACCCGCAGGCGGCGUCGUUCGAUAAGGAUAAAGAAUGGAUCCCAGUACACGUGAACAAUACAAAGGGCGACAUAUCUUCCGGUGUGAUCACGUUCGAACGGAAAACAGAUUCUUGGAAAGGUCGACGUGAGAAACGAGAAGUCAUCAGCCGGAUUCGGUGGCAAAGAAAACAUGCUUGUCGGACCGGCAUGCGCCAGCAACACUAUAGUGUUGUGUCGUAA
Cooperia oncophora is the source of this 672-nucleotide messenger RNA. The record is from the annotation of a GenBank genome assembly. Lineage: Eukaryota; Metazoa; Nematoda; Chromadorea; Rhabditida; Trichostrongylidae.